Fimicolochytrium jonesii is the source of this 885-nucleotide messenger RNA. RefSeq lists its product as uncharacterized. Bases 1 to 885 code for a protein of 294 amino acids. The transcript is spliced from 2 exons. The record is from RefSeq and is a predicted model, not a curated record. Lineage: Eukaryota; Fungi; Chytridiomycota; Chytridiomycetes; Spizellomycetales; Powellomycetaceae.
AUGGCGUGGACGAAGCUGGUCCUAGCGUUCGCGGCCCUAAGCGCCUCCUCGGGUCUCAUAGCGUCAGCUAUUCCCCUCAACGACCUAGCCCGCCGCGCCCCGCAAAACCCCGACGGUCCCCCGAUCGGCCUCAUCUCCCCGAACCUCACCAAAAAGCACCCCACAACCACCCUCCCCAUCUUCAGCGACGCCCCCGCCAUCAACACAUUCACCCGCCUCCCCAUCUUCGAGACCGGCGGCACGGGGAUCGAGAUCCCGACGACGACCGCGGAUUACCAGAGUCCGCCGUUGAUUCCGACCGAUUUGCCGCCGGUUGAUGGGGUGGUUACUACGACGGCGGAUUACGAGAGUCCGCCGCUGAUUCCGACGGAUCUGCCACCGGCUGAUGGGGUGGUCACUACGACGACGGAUUACGAGAGUCCGCCGCUGAUUCCGACUGAUUUGCCACCGGCUGAUGGCGUGGUUACCACUACGGCGGAUUAUGAGAGUCCGCCGUUGAUUCCGACGGACCUGCCGUCGGUCGAUGGUGAACAGAAGAAGAAGAAGAAAUGUAAGAAGCAUCACCGUCAUCACCACCACCGCCAUCACCACCACCAUCAUCGGGAUGGGAAGAAGAAGGGCGGGGAGGACGACCCUACUAGUAUUGAUGAACCGACGUCGACGGAAGAUGUGCCGGUGGAGACGGUUGUGCCGACUCCUACUGAGGAUACCCCUACAGAUGUUCCCACGGAUGUUCCUACCGAUGUGCCCACUGAAGAACCCACCGCCGCACCCACACCCACCGACGGCGCCCCCUUGCCCAUCGAGACCAUCCCCGGCGACACCCUCUUCCCAGCGUUUAGGACGUUUACGUUCGAGCAGACGCAGCCGACCGUGUCGGUGUGA